This is a messenger RNA of Plodia interpunctella (Indianmeal moth), 1916 nucleotides long. RefSeq names its product Peroxiredoxin 2 (gene Jafrac1). Gene Ontology annotation, molecular function: thioredoxin peroxidase activity. The transcript has 7 exons. Gene Ontology annotation, biological process: response to oxidative stress; cellular response to stress; removal of superoxide radicals. Bases 114 to 992 code for a protein of 292 amino acids. Lineage: Eukaryota; Metazoa; Arthropoda; Insecta; Lepidoptera; Pyralidae. The record is from RefSeq and is a predicted model, not a curated record. Gene Ontology annotation, cellular component: cytosol.
UUCGUUUUCGUCAUUUGUCAUUUUUACGUUUGCACGUAGCUUGAGUCGUGUAAUUUGUAAUUUUAAUUAUCUUGUGCAACAUUUAUUUCAACUGAAAUUGUCAAGUGCUAAAGAUGUCGAUGGAACACAAGUGUUACUGUCGCGGAGAUGAAGGUGUCCACUUAGACCUGGAGAAGCCGGAACACCUCAUGCCUAUGAUGAGGCCUUUCUCCUUGAGGAUGCAAAAUCUCGAAGCGACAGUGGCUAACAUGCUCACUACGGGUCUUCUCACAGACUAUUUCUAUAAUGGCGCCGGUCAAUUGCUGGUGAGCCUAUGGAAGACUACUGAGAAGAUGGUCUAUGAUGUCCACUUGAUAAGAUUUGAAGAGUUCCCUGUAGAGUGGAAUGAUGUUAGCUUCAACAAGAUGCCGCUGCAGCUGACCAAGCCCGCGCCCCAGUUCAAGACCACAGCGGUCGUCAACGGCGAGUUCAAGGACGUCUCGCUCUCCGACUACAAGGGAAAAUAUGUCGUUUUGUUCUUCUAUCCUUUGGACUUCACAUUCGUCUGCCCGACGGAGAUCAUCGCGUUCUCGGAGGGCGCGGACGAGUUCCGCAAGAUCGGCUGCGAGGUGAUCGCCGCCUCCACUGACUCACAUUUCGUGCACUUGGCUUGGAUCAACACCCCGCGUAAACAGGGCGGCCUGGGCCCCAUGAACAUCCCCAUCAUCAGCGACAAGAACCACAAGAUCGCGCGCGACUACGGCGUGCUCAACGAGGAGACCGGCAUCCCCUACCGCGGGCUCUUCAUCAUCGACGACAAGCAGAACCUGCGCCAGAUCACCGUCAACGACCUGCCUGUUGGACGGUCCGUGGAGGAGACGCUGCGGCUGGUGCAGGCGUUCCAGUUCACGGACAAGUACGGCGAGGUCUGCCCGGCCAACUGGAAGCCCGGGGACAAGACCAUCAAGCCCGACACCAAGGCUGCGCAGGAGUACUUCGUCGACGCCAACUAGAGGCCCGCCACCUGCUCCAGCCUAACUUUCAAUGCGAUACUAGCGACAUCGAAAUAUUACACCUUCAGUAAAAGAAUCAAAAUAAUUCGGUCAAAAAUUUCACGUCAAGUUUCAAAACGAGUUGACUUGUCAACGAAAUUUAAUAUUUUCACGUGUUGUUUUUUUUACGAAAUUUAUGUCACGAAACUGUUUUCAUGACUCUUGUAUCGACAUGGAUAAUUAGGCUUUAUAGUACUAAUGCUGGACUUGAUGAUAAAUUUUUGUCGAGAUAUCAUUUUGUAAGGCCGGUUCUGCAUUACUAACUGCAUCGUGCGUUAUUUGGCAAAUUUAACGAGCUCGGUUAUAAUAUAAAUAAUAUAACAAAAUGUAAGUCGUUCAGAGACAAAGAACAGUAAUUAUGUACUAUUUUGAAACAAUACUUUUUUUUUUUUGCCGAGCGGUGAUUUUUGUAUAGCAACAAUCUCCUAAAAUGAAUAUUUUGUAAGACACCUAAUAUUUAUGAUUUUAACUUUUGCCAAUGCAUUUGGAUCACUUUGGGAUUACUUACUUUUUGUCAUUAAUGAAUUUAACAUCAAAUCCAGCAACUCGAAACUUUAAGAUUUUAAAGAUAAUUUCUCUAGCAUAGCUGUUACAUUUAUCUUUCACAGGCUAUAAGCCAAUCAGCAUUAUCGAUCGUUAGCAUAAGGGCCUCUGUGAUUCUGUUGAUCGGAAUAAUGAAGGUUAUAAAAAUAUUGUAUGAAAGUUCAAACGCUUCGCUGUCAUAUGCACACAUAUUUUAUUACAUUUGUGGCGUGCGUUUGACAGAGUUAGUGUGAAUCUCACGAGUGUUAUGGUACGGGUCAGACAAUAAAUUAUUGUUAACGAUGAAUGAUCAUUGAAACGUGCUGCAUCAAGCGAGGCUGUAAUAAAAGCUAUUAUGUUCUA